AUGGCUGGUUUCAGCAUGUUGAAGCUAUCAUUUCUCUUGACCCUUCUCUCAAGUGCAAACUUUGAGGCUAGCAAGAGCAUUGGCAAUGGCUAUGAAAUUCGUCGCUACAACUCUUCCGUUUGGAUGUCCACGUAUCCCAUCCAAGAUAUCUCCCUUGUUGAUUCCACCAGAAUUGGAUUCUUACAGCUUUUUGACUACAUUCAAGGGAAGAAUAGUUAUAAAGAAGCAAUCGAGAUGACAGCUCCAGUGAUCACCGAAGUUUCGCCCAGCGAUGGACCCUUCUGUGAAUCCUCGUUCACUGUCAGUUUCUAUGUCCCAAAAGAGAACCAAGCUGAUCCACCUCCAGCGAAAGGCCUCCAUGUUCAAAGAUGGAAACCAACAUAUGUAGCUGUAAGGCAAUUCAGCGGGUUUGUAACUGACUCGAAUGUUGGAGAGGAAGCUGCUGCCUUACAAGCCAGUCUUGCAGACACCAUCUGGGCUGCUGCUAUUGAGAAAAGCCAUGGAGUUGAUUCCGCUACAGUUUAUACUGUUGCACAGUACAACUCUCCAUUUGAAUUUGACAACAGGGUGAAUGAGAUAUGGAUGCAAUUUGACAUAGAAGAUGAGCUAGUAGUAGUAUGA
Molecule: messenger RNA, 621 nt
Organism: Dovyalis caffra
Lineage: Eukaryota; Viridiplantae; Streptophyta; Magnoliopsida; Malpighiales; Salicaceae
Source: the annotation of a GenBank genome assembly